This is a messenger RNA of Arctia plantaginis, 1455 nucleotides long. The record is from the annotation of a GenBank genome assembly. Lineage: Eukaryota; Metazoa; Arthropoda; Insecta; Lepidoptera; Erebidae.
AUGAAGCGACCUCGGGGCCUAGUGUGCGAGUGCUUGGGCCCUACCGUCUGCCCCGACGGAGCAGCCAAUGGCACGUGCUUCACUCAACCGGGCGGGUACUGCUUUGUCGCCGUUGAAGAAGUCUUAGAUGAAAAUUACCGAGUAGUCAUCGAUAGAACCGCCGGUUGUUUGCCACCGGAUGAGUCGGGGUUCAUGCAAUGCAAAAGCUCCCAGGUGCCACAUCAACACCCCAAAGUUAUAGAAUGUUGCAUGGACUCGGAUCUGUGCAACAGGCGGUUGCAACCACAACUGGCGGAGCCGUCCCUCGAUGUGACAGAAACACCUGGAGUUCGGGGAUCAGGGACUAAUACCCCUACAUUGUUGGUUGCCGCGGCACUCUGCAUCGCGUUAGUCGCUUUUCUCGCCGCUUUCCUAUUACUGUUCAGAAGGCGGCGGCGUGCUGGCAAACGUCCACCGUCACCGCCCGCUCCGCAUACUGCUGAGGUAUCAUCGGGAUCCGGAUCAGGUCUGCCACUCCUCGUACAACGUACCGUCGCUAAACAAAUUCAAAUGGUUGAGUCAAUCGGAAAGGGACGAUACGGUGAAGUAUGGCUGGCCCGCUGGCGAGGUGAACGCGUCGCCGUUAAAGUCUUUUUCACGACUGAGGAAGCUUCCUGGUUCCGCGAGACUGAGAUUUACCAAACCGUACUUAUGCGCCACGAAAAUAUCCUUGGCUUUAUAGCUGCCGACAUCAAAGGCACGGGAUCAUGGACACAGAUGCUGCUCAUCACCGACUAUCACGAGAACGGAUCCCUUCAUGACUAUCUUCAAACCGUGGUGCUGGACACACAUGGACUCAUGACCAUGGCUUACUCGAUUGUUAGCGGCCUUGCACAUCUACACAUGGACAUAUUCGGCACAAAGGGUAAACCAGCUAUCGCUCAUAGAGAUAUCAAAAGUAAAAAUAUUCUUGUAAAGCGAAACGGGCAGUGUGCAAUCGCCGACUUCGGUCUCGCAGUGCGAUACGUAGCCGAACGGAAUGAAGUCGACAUCGCACCUAAUACUAGGGUCGGAACCCGUCGGUACAUGGCACCGGAGGUCCUGAGCGAGAACCUCGACGUGAGCAAUUUUGAAGCAUUCAAGAUGGCCGAUAUGUACUCGCUAGGACUAGUGCUGUGGGAGAUGUGCAGGCGAUGCGCCACAGGCGAUAAGGCGCAGUUUGUAGAAGCAUAUGCCUUGCCGUACCACGAGUUCGUGCCGAGCGAUCCGUCCUUCGAGGACAUGCACGCAGUCGUCGUGGCGAAAGGAAUCCGCCCUCCGAUUCCCGCGCGCUGGAUCUCUGCGGAGCCGCUGUCGACGCUAGUGAACGUGAUGUCGGAGUGCUGGCACGCCAACCCGCCCGUGCGGCUCACGGCGCUCCGCGUCAAGAAGACCCUCGCCAAGUACAACACAGAGACCACGAUCAAGCUCGUGUGA